This is a messenger RNA of Paraglomus brasilianum, 270 nucleotides long. The record is from the annotation of a GenBank genome assembly. Lineage: Eukaryota; Fungi; Glomeromycota; Glomeromycetes; Paraglomerales; Paraglomeraceae.
AUGAACAUAUGGGGAGUCGAUCUGAGAAAGACGUAUCCCAAUUGCUCACAUGUUACGUCUUCUUCUCUGCUUGCUAACUUGGGCACGACAGUGACUUACGAGUUUGAAGUCCAACGAAGAUAUGCAAAUAUGCAUUUCAGUAUAAGACGGCGGAGUCAGCAACCGAUGUAUCUGAGACGAAGCCGGACCAAAGCAUUGAGUGCAGUUAUCCUCCAUAACUAUCUUUUCUAUAAGUACGCUCUUACGCCAAUUUGGAAAUCGUGGAAAUAG